Hyaloperonospora brassicae is the source of this 1263-nucleotide messenger RNA. The record is from the annotation of a GenBank genome assembly. NCBI's taxonomy places the organism in Eukaryota, Oomycota, Peronosporomycetes, Peronosporales, Peronosporaceae.
AUGUCCACCACCGGGAGCUCGUCGAACGCGCUACUGCUCGAGAAGACGCUGCACGACCCGCGCUACGUGCGUGGCGUGGCGCUGCUCCAGCAAAAGCGUCUGGAUGAAGCGAUUGUGGUGCUUGAGGAUAUGUUGCGCACGCUGUGCGAAGUGGAGAAGAAGGGCGACUCGCUCGAAGUCGCGCCAGUGUACUACGAAUACGGUCACGCGCUGCUGAGUCUCCACGAAACCAGCGCCGGGAUUUUCACCGGCGCUACUCCAGCUAAUGUUACUUCAAGCGCAGAGGGAGAGCAUAGUGGAGCUGCUGCUAUUGGACGACAGGAAAGUGAAGACGAGCCAAGCGGGGAACAGGAUAGGGCAAACGACGACGACUUGGAAGCUGCGUGGGAGAUGAUGGAGCUUGCGCGAGUCAUUUACGCGCGGUAUCCUGGCGACGAAGCAGUGGAGAAGCAGCUGGUGCGCGUGUAUACGAGACUAGGGGACUUGGGGCUCGAGAGCGAUCAAUUUGAACAGGCAAAGGCCGACUUUGAGAAGGCCCUGGAGCUCCGAGAGAAGCUGCUGAAGCGCAGUGAGGCCGAGGACACGACGCAGCUUGCUGACCUGUACUGUCAGCUGGCUAUUGCUUGUAUCUAUCGAGAUGCCAAGCCGGACAAGGAGACCAAGGAGACAGGAUCGAAGGACGAACUUGGCUACUAUGUCCUGGCUGGCCGCAUCAUGGCGGAGAAUAUUCAUCGUGUGGCAAAGAAGUGCAAUGACAAGCUGCGACUGUUUGUUGAAGCUCGUGUUCCCAAGUAUUGCGAGGAAGACGAUGGCGACGGUGCUGCGGAUGUAGAGGGAAAAAGGAAGCGCAAAGUGCCGACGACUGCAACUGGAGAGUUGACGCUGUCGUUGGAGUUCCACGGGGACCGUCCUGAUGCCGUGGGUGACGCGUUCUUGGCUUGUGUCGACGUGCAGAAGGAGGAGAAAGACACGCUGAAAGCGGACGAGAAGACGCUGCUAGAGUACUUGGAGAUUUAUGUGGAAAUCAAGGAGAAGGUUGAUGGGAUCAAAGAGUCGACGGGUAAAGCAGGAGCCAAGGAAGAAGAGGCCAAGGAAGAAGGAGCCAAGGAAGAGGACAAGGCGGUGACAACGGUUGGCUUCGAAGCGUCAGAUGCUGUCGCUUCGACGGUGAACGUGAUGUCGGUAAAAAAGCGAAAGACAGCGGCACCUGCAGCCACGGUCGAUGAGGCGACGGAAAGCCCUGUGCUCGCCGAUAGCAACUGA